GUGAAUGAACUCGGACUGGGAAAGGACAUGUGGUACGUGCCGUUCGACAACAUUACGAAAAUCCUGGAGAUCUUCUACUUUACCGAGCUCCUCUACCUGACCGCCAUCGCGCUCACCAAGAUAUCGAUCUUGCUCUUCUACCUCCGCAUCUUUCCCCACAAGGGCCUUCGCCGCGCCAUCUACGUCACAAUUGUGCUCUGUGUUUUGUACAUAAUCGGAUUUGUCACAGCGACGGCCCUGCAAUGCAUUCCCGUUAAACAAGCAUGGCUUAGAUGGGAUGGCGAGCACCAUGGAAAAUGCACCAACUUGAACGCCAUUGCCUGGUUGUCGGCUGGUGUGAAUAUCGUUCUCGAUCUGUUCGUGAUCAUCCUGCCCAUGGGAGAGAUUAAGAAGUUGUCCAUGAGCCGCCGUCGCAGGUUUGGAGUCAUGCUCAUGUUUCUCGUUGGAGGCUUCAUGCUCCGCUUGAAGUACAUGGUGCAGUUCGCACACACGGAAAAUGUCACUUGGGACUACCUGCCCGUUGGCAUCUGGUCCGCGGUCGAAACCCACGUUGGCGUCAUCGUAGCCUGCAUGCCCGCCAUGCGUUCGCUGGAAGGCUCACUUCGCAACCGAUUCUUCCCCAGGACGCAGACCUCGACGACGUUCUCCGAAGAGAGCACGCGCAACAACAGCAGGAAGAAGAGCUACCCCUCAGGCAAGGGCAUGCUGAGCACUUUUACUCGAAGCACCGUAGGGAAGCCGGACAAAGAAGAGUUCAUGCGGUUGGACGGAUAUGAGUUACGCGGCAAGAGCGCACUCGACGACAGGGCGGCAACGUCGACUCCAUCGGAGAACUCAGUGACACGGUCGUUUGGGUCGAAUGAGGAUCAGCUGCCGCUGGCUACGGCGCCGGCGAUGGGAGGGCUGCCGCUCAGCGCCAUCAUGGUGCAGACGGAGUACAGUGUGGAUAGAGGGAGC
This is a messenger RNA of Paraphaeosphaeria sporulosa, 957 nucleotides long. RefSeq lists its product as uncharacterized. The record is from RefSeq and is a predicted model, not a curated record. The annotation marks the transcript as partial. Lineage: Eukaryota; Fungi; Ascomycota; Dothideomycetes; Pleosporales; Didymosphaeriaceae. The transcript is spliced from 3 exons.